This is a messenger RNA of Prunus armeniaca (apricot), 2259 nucleotides long. NCBI's taxonomy places the organism in Eukaryota, Viridiplantae, Streptophyta, Magnoliopsida, Rosales, Rosaceae. The record is from the annotation of a GenBank genome assembly.
AUGGCUCAGGCUGCCCUCAAAAUCUCUCUGAGGAAAAGAUUUGAUGGGAUGCUGUUUGGAGAUCUGGCAGAACUGGCAGAUAAAGCGGCCAAGUACGAGGAAUUGCUCAGAGAGGAACAGCAGAAGAGAAACUCUUCCAAAGGCACGUAUUAUAAAUCCCCUUCCUCCUCAAUACAUAUGAUUGAAGUAGAGUCAGAAGAAGAUGCGGAGGAAUCAGAGGAGAGAGAGGUUGCAGUUGCGGAAAUGGCAAAAUUAAAGCAUCCCAUCAGUUGUAAAACUCUUACAAAACCCCAAGGGAUCAGAAGCCGCCACCAUUCACAGGAGGAUGCCUUGUUUGAUGAAAUGUUGCUACAGAAAGCAAUAGAGACACCUCACAGAAUGCCCAAGCCAGAAGAACUCAAGGGCAGACAGUAUUGCAGAUGGCACAAUUCUUGGAAUCAUUCUACCAAUAGUUGUGUUGUUUUCAGAGAUGUCAUACAGGAAGGGAUAACAGCAGGAAGGCUGAAGCUAGCAGAGAAACCUCCAUCUGUCACCACAGAUCCUUUUCCCCAGCCACAAGUUAACAUGGUCAACCUAAAUUGGCCAGAACGGAAGAAGGACAGACCAGCCAUGCAGGCUGGCUCCAGUGGAAGCAGAAUAGUUUCAAAGGAGACUAUGGAAAGACCAAAAGCAACCAUUUCAGCUGGAAUAGUGCUCUGCAGCAGGUGCAAUUGUGAGGCUGAGUUGGAAGUAGUCCUGGAAAAACAGGAGCUGCCCACUCCAAGUGUUUUUGACCGGAUCGGAACCACGCCCCAUGAUAGGGUCAGACAGAGAAACUACCCUAGGCCUGUCCAAUCCAACAGAAGAGUGACUAAGCAGCCCAAGGAGGAAAUAUCAAUAAAAGUGCCCGGAAGUGACAAACCUUUGGCGGCCAUCAUUGAAGGCAGGUGGUAUUCUGUCGGGAAGAAUGGCAGACCAACAAUGGAGCUAACAAGAACCCAAAGGAGAAGGGUUCAGAGACAGUACUGCACAUUCCUCAACAACGAGAAAAACGCACAGGUGCUUCCAAAGGCCAAUUCUGCCAAAAAAGGGAAAGAACCAGAAAUACUUCCCCAGACAGAACAAGCAAUCUCUCAACUACAGAAGUUGACAAAAGCAGAAUCCUCAGAGAAACCUUCUAUCCAUCCUGCCUCCGCCUCAAGAGGUCUACUUGAAACUCCCCAACUAGAGGAAAGAACCGAUCCUGUUCCAGGAGAAGGACAAGAAGACUGGGUUGAGGAAGAUGAAGAGGAGCAGCUGGAUUAUGAGCCAUCUACAGAUGACCAGAAUACGCUCCUCGGGACAGAAGAACUGGGAGAAUGGACGGAGGAAUAUGAUGGAGAACAGAUGGAUUAUGACGGAGAGUUGGAUGCGGAAACUGAGGCCUUUGGUGCAGAAUUGGAGGACUUGUUACGUGCUGACCUAGGCAUCAAUAUGGUGUUCAUUCUGCCAGAAAAGUUCUGGGCGGUAGAAGGACAGAAGAGCACUCUGGACGGAGACGUAUUUUCCCAAGAAAGUUUUGAAUGCAGGUUGGCAGAAACGGAAGAAAUGCCAGAACAGCAAACAGGCAAUCCCAGGAUAGAAGGAGCAACCCACAAGCUGGCAACAGGUCCCCUUUGCUUCUCCAAACCAACCAAAGAAAUGGCAAACCACCUCAGACCCUUGUUUAUAACAGCAAACUUUGGGGGUGUUCCUAUCCCCAAAACCAUGGUAGAUGGAGGUGCAGCCAUCAACCUUCUGCCUCACAGAAUGCUGAGCAAAAUGGGCAGAACAGAAAAGGAUCUAAUCCCAACCCGCCUGACCGUCACCAACUUCGCAGGGGGCAUCACCAAAACCCUUGGGAUUCUGGAUGUAGAUGUCUUGGUAGGAAGCAAGAAGCUGAAGGUUGCAUUCUUUGUGGUAGAUACUACUCCACCACUUACAAUGCAUUGCUUGGCAGAGAUUGGAUUCAUCAGAGUCUGUGUGUUCCCUUCCACUCUUCAUCAACAGUUAGCUUUAUGGAACGAAGAUGGCUACAUGGAGAUAGUAGAGGCCGAUCCACGGCCAUUCCUACCUUCUGCCAUGUGUUGUGAGGCAAGGUACUAUCAUGAUGACCUUGGUCCUUUCACUUUCUUUGGAGUCAACCAGAACGGCCGCCCCCAUGGUGUCACGGCCCAGAGACUCAUUGAAGAAGGUCUAACCAAUUCUUUGGAGGAUUGGAACAGACCUUUUGUCCUAAAUUUCCAAAGCACUGAUGUUUAG